Rotaria sp. Silwood2 is the source of this 1236-nucleotide messenger RNA. The record is from the annotation of a GenBank genome assembly. NCBI's taxonomy places the organism in Eukaryota, Metazoa, Rotifera, Eurotatoria, Philodinida, Philodinidae.
AUGGCUUUACAAACAUCUUCUAGUAAUCAAGAAUCUACUAAUAAGAAUCCAAUUCGUGUUGGUAUUCGUCUUAUGUUUCAGCGUAUCGGCGAAAUCGAUACAUUGACUGAAAAAUAUCAAGCACAAGCAUCAAUCGAAGCUCGUUGGCUAGUUGAAUUGACCGAUAUAUUACCGAUUCUUUCGUUAACUGAUCAACAUAAUUUGAAUGUUGGAAAAUCUGUAACACUUGUAAAAUAUGGUGAUGUUAAUUGGCAUCCUCAAUUGUUCAUCGAAAAUGCUCUUGGAGAUCUGAAAGAACAAAUAAGAUAUAGUGGAAAGAAAAUCUCUAAUGAUCAAGUUUGUAUAUGUGAACAUCGUGACAUAAAAGGAUUGUUUUGGGAAAAACUUGAAUUGCAUCAUUUUCCAUCUGAUAUUCAAGAAUUAACUAUUUCUAUUGGUUCAAUGCUCUAUGAUGACAAAGCAGUACUGAUUCCUGAUCCAUAUUAUCAUAGUGGAAUAAAUCGUGAAGCAUUCGUUGAUCAACAAGAAUGGUCUUUGUAUGAACAUGUUGAUGCAAAGCAACGCUUCAUUCAAGAAUAUUCUCACAGUGAUAAUGACGAAGAAAAUAUUGAUAUGAGCUCGAAUGAAAAUCGAAGACGUUCACUUGUAUCUGUAUCUUGUCAUGCAGCACGUCGUUCUGGUUAUUUCUAUUGGAAUGGUUAUUGCCUUGUUUUUCUUAUUACUAUUAGUGCAUUUUGUAUAUUUUCAAUGCCACCUAAUUUGCCACAAAAUCGUCUUCAAACUGGAGCUACUCUCCUUCUAACUUCGAUUACUUUUCGUUGGACAGUAAAUCGAUCUCUCCCUACAAUAUCCUAUUUGACAUCAUUGGAUCGCUAUGCUAUAAUAUCCAUAUUUAUUCUUAUACUCUUAUGUACAUGGCAUGCUAUUAUUGGUGCUAUUAUUUUCAUUGAAAAACGCACUUCAACAACUGCUCCAGAUGAUCGAAAUUCUUGGCUAGAUCGAUGUGUAUUCUUUGCCUUUUUUGCUCUUUAUAUUCUUAUGCAUGUUAUUAUGUUUAUUUGGCUAUAUCGAGUACCACUUGCCAAUAGACGAGAAAUGAAACAAAAAGAUAUUCAAUAUAGAGAAAAACUUCACACGCAAAUCAAUGAAGGACGAUUGUUUAAGAGAGAAUAUGCCUUUGAAUUAUUGAAUAAGAGCAAGAAUAAGAACAAAUACGUCGUGUCAGAAAUGAUAUGA